Molecule: messenger RNA, 916 nt
Organism: Ficedula albicollis (Collared flycatcher)
Lineage: Eukaryota; Metazoa; Chordata; Aves; Passeriformes; Muscicapidae
Gene: SLC48A1
Product: solute carrier family 48 member 1
Exons: 5
Coding region: 251-694 (147 amino acids)
Biological process (GO): heme transport
Cellular component (GO): plasma membrane; lysosomal membrane
Molecular function (GO): heme binding; heme transmembrane transporter activity
Source: RefSeq, a predicted model, not a curated record
AUCCCGAGGCGUGACCCUGUCCCGGUGCCGUGUCCCUUUCGAGUGUCCCCGUCCCGAGGCGUGUCCCAUUCCCGCCCCCGUUCCCGGGGCGUGUCCCUCUCCCCAGGCUUUUCUCUGUCCCGGUGCCGCGUCCCAUUCCCGUGUCCCGGGGAGUGUCCCCGCACCGCGGCGUGUCCCGUUCUCGCUCCCGCUCCUGUUCCCGCUCCCGGGGCGUGUCCCGGUGCCGUGGGCGGGCCGCUCCGAGGCCGCCAUGGCGCUGAGCGGGACCCUGGCGCUCCGUGUCGCUUACGCGUCCUUCGGUGCCCUGAGCGGUCUCUCGGCCUUCUGCGCCUGGAGCGUCGUGCCCGCGCUGCGCCAGCCCAGCACGGCCGCGGCCGGGGGGCUCUCGGGUGUGCUGGCGCUCUGGGCCCUAAUCACGCAUGUGAUGUACCUGCAGGAUUACUGGAGGACCUGGUUAAAGGGCCUGAGGUUCUUCCUGGCCGUGGGGAUUCUCUUCUCUGCCCUCUCCGGGCUGGGCUUCUGCGCCUUCCUGGCCCUGGCCAUCACCCAGCACCAGUCCCUGACUGACCCCCGGAGUUAUUUCCUCUCCUGCGUCUGGAGUUUCAUGGCUCUCAAGUGGGCGCUGCUGCUCAGCCUGUACUCGCACCGCUACCGGGCCGAGUUCGCCGACAUCAGCAUCCUCAGCGACUUCUGAGCUUCUCCCGGGACGGGAAUUCCCAAAAACUCCCGCGGGAAAGGCCUGAAAUUUUCCCUGAUGUGUCAAGAGCAGCACCAGAAAACAAAACAAAACAAAACAAAACAGGAAAAAAAAAACCAACAAAAAAAACCCAACGGGCUGGAGGAGUCACUGCAACCACUUUGGUGCCUCGUGACCUUUCCAUGAGAAGUUUGGAUCAACCUCCUUCCGAAAAAAAAA